AUGACUGCUGCUCUGACUGGAGAAGCACAGCGCUAACCCCCUAGUUAGAGUUCACAGAGGACCACGGGGUUAAAAAUCACCAUAUCUCAACGUUGAAGUUUAUUUUCUCUGCUUCCUCAUCUUGCUUCUGGGUAACUCUCUUGUUAAGUUGCUACGAGGAGUCAGACGUGAAAUUCACGUUAAUUCAUUCAUCCACAACAACAAUGGCAGCACAGGAUUUUAAUUUCUUGCUAGCGACGGAUUCUUACAAGAUCACACACUACAAACAAUAUCCUCCAAAUGUCAGCAAAAUCUACUCCUACUUUGAAUGCAGGCGCAAGAAGGGCUCCCAGUUCAGUGAAGUGGUGUUCUUCGGUCUUCAGUAUCUGCUGAAGAAGUACCUCAUAGGCCAAGUGGUCACAGAGGAGAAGAUUCAGGAAGCCAAGCUCUUCUACCAAAUGCACUUCAAACAGGCUGUGUUUGAUGAAGAAAGUUGGAGGAAAAUUCUUGAGAAACACGACGGCCGUCUUCCUAUCAGGAUCAAAGCUGUCCCUGAGGGUAGGAUUAUACCGCGAGGCAACGUGCUCUUCACUGUGGAAAACACAGAUCCCAGCUUUUACUGGCUCACCAACUAUAUUGAGACGAUGCUGGUCCAGAUGUGGUAUCCCAUCACAGUAGCGACCAUAUCCAGGGAGUUUAAGAAGAUCCUGGCCAAGCACCUAAAGGCCACCUCCGGGAGCCUGGAAGGUCUGGACCUGAAACUGCACGACUUUGGCUACAGAGGAGUCUCGUCACAGGAGUCUGCAGCAUUAGGUGGAGCAGCUCACCUGGUUAAUUUCUGCAGUACAGACACCGUAGCAGGGCUGCUGAUGGCUCAGCGAUACUAUGGUUGCCCCAUGGCUGGUUUCUCCAUUCCAGCAGCAGAGCACAGCACCAUAAUCUCCUGGGGAAGAAGCAAGGAGAAGGAGGCAUUUGAGCGAGUCCUUGACCAGUUCUCCUCAGGGCCAGUGUCGGUGGUCAGUGACAGCUAUGACAUCUUCAACGCCUGUAAACACAUCUGGGGAGACAAGCUGAAGGAGCGAGUGAUGGAGCGCGGCCAGGAUUCAUGUCUGGUAAUCAGGCCAGACUCUGGAGACCCUGCAGAGACUCUUAUCGAGGUCCUGAAGAUCUUGGAGGAGUGUUUUGGCAGUUCUCUGAACUCUGUGGGAUACAAGGUUCUGCCUUCUUACCUGCGAAUUAUUCAAGGAGACGGCAUUGACCUGAGCUCAGUGGAUGAGAUUCUUGAGAAGCUGAGCGAUGAGGGCUGGAGUGCUGAGAACAUCUUCUUUGGUUGUGGCAGCGCUUUGCUUCAGAAACUCAACAGAGAUACACUCAGUUGUGCCUUCAAAUGCAGCUACGUGGAGACUAACGGCAAGGGGAUGGACGUGUACAAGCAGCCGGUGACAGACCCGUCCAAGGGGUCAAAGAGGGGCCGAUUAUCACUGAGGAGAAACUCUGAUGGCUUUUUAGAGACAAUAGAGAAAGGGGCAGGCAAGCCUGAGGAGGACCUACUGGUGACUGUUUUUGAGAAUGGCAGCCUGGUGCUGGACUACUCUCUGGAAGAGAUCAGGAAAAACGCACGACUGAGAGACGAGGAGGUGAACCCCACCCUGCACAACCACGAGCAGGAGCUGCAUCACAAUCACAUCAUCAACGGGAGUCAUUAGAUCAGCCUUAAAGCCUCUCCCAAUGCAUAUGAUCCUUCACUUUUUAACAGGGUGCACUUAGACGAAGACUGCAGUAUUUUUGAAAGGCACCCAUCUAAGUAUAAACUGUUGAAGGGGAGAGAAGAGAUGUUUAUCACAAGACACUAACAUUUAAUAUAACAAAAUAUGAAUAUAGUAUAAUUGAUUACGUAAAUCAGGUAUGGGUUACACUUGCCGUGCUUGAUACACAAUAUUUCAGCAAUAUUUCAUAUUGCAGCACUUCUUUCUGCCUUCUGUGUUAAUGAAACACAGUUUAUGUGUUGUGCAGUACACAAAGACAUCACAGCACUGGCCAGUAAUGCAAAUUAUUCAGACCGAGCUGCACCGCAACAGAUUUGAACAAAAAAAUGUCCGUAAAGCCAUACCUGUUCUUUCUGUCGCAUGAUUUCUGAUUGCACUGGCCAGCAAAGCACAUUCUAUGAAACCUCAUGGUUAAAUAACUAAAUAUAUAUAUUUAUGAAUCAGCCAACAAUUGGUGAAAUAACUGCAGACAUUGUUGAAACUCAGCUUAUUAUAAUUAUGCAUUUUUAUUAUUAAUCAUCAGUUUUACCUGAGUUCAUUUCUUUUCAAUGCUUGACAUUUUUAUUUGAAAAUGCCCCAUCAAAAAAAGUAAUGUUCUUUUUUUAUAAUCUUAAACCUAAUCACAUCAUCACAGUCACUUGUCAUAUAUACUCCCAACCCACUCUCCUUUCAGUCCCCCUGUCUCUCUUCAGCCAAGCAGGGCAAAAAGGAGAGAAGUCACAUCAUGUCUUUGGGCUACAACACAUGCAUGGGUGAUUUCAACCUGACACAACCAGAGGCCCAGUCUCAGUCACCCUGAACCCCCAUGGGACCAACCCAUGUCACUGGGUAAUGUGUGAAUGCAAGAGGCUGUAAGGGUCCAAAAUGGUACAAAUAGAAAUGGGGACGCACAAUGCCAAAACAUGUUCAGAAUCCAAACUGUACAAUUAAAUCCACACAGGGCUUUGUUUUAAGUGAUGCAGAGCAACUUUCAAAUUCUAAGAACAUUAAACACAACCCAGAUAUGGAUGUUGUGAAAAACAAAAUGAAAACAGAAUGUAUUGAUUUACAAAUCUUGAGUUGAGAAUUGAGAACACUUUAUCCUUUGUAAAUAUAUACACUCAUUCUGAAUUAGAUUUUUUUCUUUUACACAGUGUCCCAACUUUUUUGAAUCCAGUUUGUAUAAGAAUUUUACAUUGUACAGUGAGGAAUAAUGAAAAUGCUAUGUUGCAUAUUUUGUUAUAAAUAUUCUGCAUAUGCUUUAUAUAGACAUAUUUCACAGUCCAGGCAAAUAUUUUACAUUAUGCUUAUUUACAAUUUUGGGUUUGGGACUUUUUAUUUUCCCUUUUUCACUUUGUAAUGUGCAAAAAGCGGUUGGUCCCUGAUUGGAAUGCCUUCCAGACUCUUGCCUAACUAAAUAGAUGAGAGGUAAUUGUCAGUUUAACAUUACUUGCUUUUGUCAAAACAAUGUCAUUAAGCAAAAUUGGUUAAGAAAUUUAUAGAACAAAUAAACUAGGUCUAUAAUACAGCAUAAGCUUGGAUCCAUAUGCCAGUCCUUCUUGUUUAGGAUUUCGUCAUUGGUAAGCCCAUCUUAAGAAAUGCUAUACUCUCAGCCAAUCUGCAGAAAUGUGAAUUUACGGAAAGUGUGCAGAGAGAGCUCAAAAUGUCCACAAAAGAGCCCCCAAGUGCAGACCAGAUAAUACAUGAGUGGUUCCCCGAAGACAUGAUGCCAUUUAACCCCUUGGGUUCUCCUCUUCACCCUCCUUGUAUUGGAAAAAGCUCAACAACGGCUAUCAAGUUUAGCUAGUUAGUUUCUGUUGACAGGGCAACAACGAUGCUAAGGUGAUUGUAAAUGGUCAGUGCAGUGCAAUAGGGUGCAGACAGAUGACAGCUCAUCGACAGAAGCCACGACAGAUAUAUGAGCAUGAGGGUCAAAGUUCAAUAUGCUGUGUUAUGAUGAAGUACUGUGUUCCAUUUGUAUAAAUCAUGCUACGGUAUGUACUUUGUUAGAGCAGCUUCAGUAGAUUAAAAAAAAAUAAAGUUUGGAUAUGUGAUUCGGAGCGCAGCAUAAUCCUCUGUAGCUUUUAGACCUCAUCUUAACAAUAAUGCCCAUUGCUACCUAGCUAAAUCUUUUACAAUGUGGGCCAGAUUGUGAGCUUAGAUUAUUACUCAGGAAGUGUUAGCUCCUGCAGGAGGAGUCUCUGUGUCUGUGUACUGGGUUUAUCUAGCUGCAGUUAGACCCUUUGAUUCAAAAUUACUUCACCAUUGCUGCUGCUCAAGCUAGCAGGUUCUAACUGGCUGAUUUUGGUAGAAGUUGCUGAGACUCCUUGCUCAAAAGACAGGCUCAUGUGAUUGGCUGAAAGGUGAGGUGGCCUUUGACUAUGCAUUAGUUUUAUUUUUCUAAAUUUUAAUAUUUUAGUAAUUAACACACAUGUUAUUGAUAUUGACAGAAUGCAUAGGGCUACACUGGUUUAACAUCAAAUUGUGCUUUUGAUCUUUAUGUUGAAUUUGUGACUGUUUGACUCAAAACUUGUUAGUUUCAAACAUGGUUUUUUUAAAGAUAUCCUUUGCUGUUUGGUAUAAUAUUGAUUUUUGAGCAAUGACACAUUUGUUUGUGCAGGUUAACCCCUAGAAGACAGAAUGGACACUAAAAGGUCUUUAGAUUGAAAGGAGGCAUACCAUUGUGUCCUGCUAGAAUCACUGCAUUACUCUGUAGGAAGUCUUAGAUUGGAGAAAUGCCUGUUUUGGAUGUCCUUAGAUGAAAUAAUACAAAUAGGUAGUGGUAAACUGAUUGGCUGAUGGACAUUAAAGGAAACAUUCCCUCUGAUAUUCUCCUACAUGCUGCAGCUGAAAUCACACUAUGCACUGCAUACUUAAUAUGUGUACUGUCAUUCAACAUAAUUUUGUAUCAAUAAACCAUAAGAUGUUUCAAUUCGUAUGCACUUAAGUGUAAUUACCACGUCAAUUCCUGAGAGCCUCCUUGCAAGUUGGAGACACAUAACCUUGGUAACUGGUGCUGACCUCAACUCCACCAGCUCCUCAGCAAACGUGUUGAACUUGACUUUUUGGUUUUCCUUCACUCAUCUAGGAAAAAAUUGCAGUUGAACUCAUGCAUCUCAUAUGACAGUGUUACAGAGCUGCCUUGGUCGCCCUCUUUUAGUUUAGUUUUUUUUUUUAAAAACCCACCAGAAUCAUGAUCAUCCAUAUCAGAUUUGUCACGUUUUAUUAGUAGUUUAUUAGUUAUUCAUAUUUAUGGACCAUCCUUCCAUCAACCUGCAAUUUUGACUUAAGUAAUUAGUAUUUUAUUUCCCAGAAUGCCUUUCACCAACCUACUCAAUGGGCAUUAUUGCUUUAAUUAGUUUUGCAGAGCCCUAUAAACCAGUGUGUCUAAAUGUGAAACUGUUUUAUAGUUUUCAGAUGGAUGUAGCACAUGUAAAAGUAUCACCUGCUUACCUUUCUUAAUCAUCUUCUUUUCUAAUGGAAAACAUACAAACAUUUGAAGUGGCUGGUUUAUUGAGUUUUGGGCAGGUAGCAGUGCAGGAAAAGCUGCCUACUUUAACAGCAACAAUCCAGUUACGGCAAGUAAGUUGUGCUGACUAAAAGACUAGCUUGUCUGCUGCUGUAUUUUUUAUGCAUUGAACAAACUACUACAAAGCUUUUUUUUCAGUUGAUUGUUCUUGCUCUCUUUUAAUGCCUUUUAUUCUUAUGUUCAGUGGUAUGUUCAGUUUAGGUCUAUAGGUUUUGGUCUUUGAUGAAAUAGUGACACAGUUUGCCACUAACACUGGACAACACAUGGUUUUCCUGCUUUGUAGUAUCGGCACAAAUGACAUAUGUAAUUGGAUUUUGUAAAUAUAGUUUUGAAAGUGAUUUCCUUUUAACAUAUCUGGAUCUUUUAAAUGUUCUGUAUCUUUGAUUUUGUUUGUGUGGUAAACAGCAACCUUUUUUGUAAGAUUAAAAUAACACUUUUAUACUGG
Molecule: messenger RNA, 5698 nt
Organism: Centropristis striata (black sea bass)
Lineage: Eukaryota; Metazoa; Chordata; Actinopteri; Perciformes; Serranidae
Gene: nampt2
Product: nicotinamide phosphoribosyltransferase 2
Exons: 11
Coding region: 204-1685 (493 amino acids)
Biological process (GO): NAD+ biosynthetic process
Molecular function (GO): nicotinamide phosphoribosyltransferase activity
Source: RefSeq, a predicted model, not a curated record